Molecule: messenger RNA, 3721 nt
Organism: Trametes versicolor FP-101664 SS1
Lineage: Eukaryota; Fungi; Basidiomycota; Agaricomycetes; Polyporales; Polyporaceae
Product: kinase
Exons: 10
Coding region: 130-1308 (392 amino acids)
Biological process (GO): protein phosphorylation
Molecular function (GO): protein kinase activity; ATP binding
Source: RefSeq, a predicted model, not a curated record
CCCGUCCGCAAGAAACGCAACUUCAAGGCGCUCCAGCUCGACGUUGCCCAGCCACCCCCACCCCCUCAGCCAGAGCCCACGCGCCUUGCACCCGUACCUGCUGGCGGUGGCAAGAAACGGCCACCGCCUAUGCAGCUGAAGGCGCCAAAGAUCUCGACGAAUGCGACUGCCGCUGAUCCUGACACCAGUAACCUCUUGACCGUGAACGGCCCAAAUUCCGCGCCACCUACGGGGUCCGCGUCUGCGCAUCGCAUGACUUACCACACCACCCUGUCAACUACCCUCGCCAACCUUGAUCUUAAUUCCGAGAACAAGUACCACGACCUGCGCAAUGAGGACCUCAAGGACCUCCAGGAGCUGGGACAGGGCAACGGAGGCAGUGUGAAGAAGGUCGAGCAUCUGCCUACGGGCACCAUCAUGGCGAAGAAGAUUGUGUUGAUCGACGCAAAGCCCUCCGUGAGGAAGCAGAUCCUCCGGGAGUUGCAGAUCAUGCACGACUGCCAUUGCGACUACAUCAUCUCGUUCUAUGGCGCGUUCAUUUCCGACCCUAACAUCUGCAUAUGCAUGGAGCACAUGGACAAGGGGUCGCUCGACGGCAUCUACAAGAAGAUCGGACCCAUUGAUAUCGAUGUCGUCGGGAAGGUAGCGCUCGCCGUGCUAGAAGGUCUGACGUAUCUCUACGACGUGCACCGCAUCAUUCACCGUGACAUCAAGCCGUCGAAUAUCCUCUGCAACUCCAAGGGACAGAUCAAGAUCUGUGACUUCGGUGUUUCCGGCGAGCUCAUCAACUCCAUUGCGGACACUUUCGUGGGUACGUCAACAUACAUGAGCCCGGAACGUAUACAAGGCGCGCAGUACACGGUCAAGUCCGACGUCUGGUCGCUCGGCAUCUCCUUGAUCGAGCUUGCGCUCGGGCGGUUCCCGUUCGCAGACUCUGAAUCUGACGACUCCGACCUGUCCGAGUUCGAGGGAACGCUCUCUCCGAGUCGACCAAACCCCCUUGCGCUGCCGCCGAGGACCAAGGAGCAACGAGACAAGAGGAAGAAGCGAAAGAGCAAGGGUGUCAGUCUUCAGGGCGGCGGUAUGACGAUGAGCAUCCUCGAGCUGCUGCAGCAUAUCGUCAACGAGCCCGCGCCAAGGCUCACGCCGGAAGGCCGCUUCCCGAGAGAGGCGGACGACUUCGUGGACAGCUGCUUGUAUAAGGAUCCCGACCAGAGAAAGACCCCCAAGGAACUACUCAAACACACGUGGAUCGAGAAUGCGAGGACGACUAAGUUCGACCUCGAGGCCUGGGCCUCGACGUUCUAGUCGAUAUAUGCGCACUCGCUUUCCCCCUGCUACCGACAGUGUAGCCUGCCCUGUUGUACAGAUGUUGUAUCCCAACCCCCUCGCAGUCCCUACAAGUGUACAUGUAUACCCUGUGCUCCUCCGCUGACCACCCCAGCUCGGGGCGUCGCUAGUCGAGUGCCCUUGGUGCUCAGCACUUCGGAGCCAUCUCGUUCCGCUCUGUUCGCCCUCGUGCAGUUAUCGCUGGUGUAGUAUAGAAAGAACGCAAAGGACAUUGCGGUUGGAGCUUGGACGGGCCUGGCGCGCUGCGCGGGCUGGCUAUGCGUACAUACAUACAGAUUGUUUGUACCGGAAACUGGCUCUAUGGGCCGUAUAUCAUUACAUGCAUGGUUCGUGUGGACGGAAUAUUGUGUGCUCUACAGGUUGUGUGUCGUGUCUACCCACCGCGGGCAGUCGCCUUGACCUUGCGUUUCUUCUCGGCCUUCGGAAUUUUGUGUUUGCGCUUUUCGCGCGCCUCCUCCUUGGACGCCUUUUUGCGCUCCUUCUUCGCCUCCUUAUCCUCAUGCCGGUGGCCCCUCGGCUUCCGAUCCUUCUUCGCCUCAUCCUCAUCCUCCGAAUCUUCCUCGCUCGCUCGCUCGGCCCCCUCGCCCUCCUCAUCCGAAGACUCAGGGUCCUCCUUCCCAUCUGCAAAACUCACGGCCUUCUUCGGCUGCGCGGCCUUCCCUGUCGGCGCCCCGCUCGCGGCACCGUCGACGUGAUCCCCCGCGCCCUUCUCAGCUGGAGCGACGAUCCCGAUCGUGUCGCGGUAGAUCAGGUUCCCGCCGUCUCCCCGCGCGAGCACGUCCACGUCGCGCUCCGGGUCGUACACCUCGUUCAGCGUGCGCGGGAUGUAUGAGCGCAUGAACACCUCGUCUUCAUGCGCCGCGCCGCCGUUCCUCUCCCCAUCCGGGUGCGGUUCCUGGGCGUCGGGCUCCGGGGCCGCCAUCCACGCGCGCAGGGUCUCUUCCGCUGAGGCGCCGUCGUCGGAGAGACGGUCGCGUGUGACGAAUUCGAAGGUGCGCCGGAGGCCGAUGGUGGGCGCGCCGCGCUUGGAGAAGAAGUCCUCGACGUUGUGCAAGUCGGCGCGCAGGAAGUCGAACGCGUGCGGGUGGUCGUGUUCAACAGACUGCGAGACGUCGAUGAUCCAGAGGUGCCCUCGUGGGGCCGGCUGCGCUUCUGUCUCCUCUAGUGCGGCGCCGGACGUCGAAGGUUCUACGGACGUGUGACCGUCUACAUCUGCCGGGGGCGCUUCGGUGUCGUCGAUGUGGUAGAGGAUGUUGUAUUCGGACAGAUCGGCGUGCACGAGCUUGCAGUCGAUGAACAUCUUCCGUGUCAUGAGCAGCAGCUCCACGUAGAGAUCUGGGAACGCGGAUUCGGGGAUGUCGGCGUCUUUGAGACGUGGGGAAGCCCAUCCAUCUUUGUCGCCCACGAAUGUCAUGACCAGCACGUUUUCGCGCACUUCGAUCGGCUCGGGACAACAUAUGCCCGCGGUCUUUAGUCGCUUGAGAUUCCGCAUCUCCUUCUCUGCCCAGACGCGGACCAUCUUGCGGGGGUUGUGUCGGCUGUAACCUCGGCGGAACCGAUAUUCGCCCGAGACAUAGCGGUCUCUGUCCUUGAAAACCAAGAUAGAUGUCUUGUAUAUCUUCAAAGCGAGAUGCUUGCGCUCUGGGGUCAACGCAUGAUACACAUUGGCCUCUUUUCCCGUGCUAACACAGCCGUUCACUUCGUCGAUGAGUCCGCGACCGAUCAUUUUGAACAAUAUGAUUCGGGUUCGCGGGUCGAGAACCUGCUCAUUUGUGGCACGAUCGCUCUUGUCCUUCAUGUUCGCAGUGGCAGAGGGCCCCUUCCGGUUCACUCCUACGCUGAGAUCAUACGGCGUGUCGAGGUUCCGUAGCCGUGAGGAGAAUUUAGAGAGCGCCUGUAGCUGGUUCUCUGUCUUGUCCUUCGUAUGCUCCUGCUGGGAUGCGGAUGGCGUAACCUUGGCAGCCUUAGCGGGACGAGGGCGGUUAACGGCGGGCAGAGCGGCAACCGUGGAUCGAGAAUUGAGAGCCGAAGCCACACCCUGCGCUGACCCCGUUCGGACCGCUACGUGUUGUCGUAGCCGGUUGUACUGCUUGGUAAAAUCUCGCUCCGCGAUCUCCCAGUCCUCGUCCUCCGCCCGAAGAGUCUGGAACGCCUCUGCCUCUAGAGUGUCCUGUUCCUCUUCGAAUUCGUCGGGUUCGCUCUCUUCGUCUGAGCUUUCUGAGGACCAUGCGAGGAGCGCUUCGUCGUCGAUGAAGUUGUGCCCCUGCCGCGGAUCAGCGGGCGGUGGAACAGAGCCGUCCUCCGGAGCGUCGUCGAACUGGCCCGCUUCUACGGCUUCUUGCGGAACGACCUCAGUGCUUGACGGCAUAUU